AUGACCAAUCUAGCAAAUACUAUGGAAGCGAAUGCUGCUACGACUAUGCAAGCUGUGAAAAGGAUGGAUCAACUGGCUGGGAACGGAAAUGGAAAUGAGAAUGGGAAUGGAGAAGGAGAUGGUAACAACUUGGGAGGUACUCCAAUGACCUUGGCUUCAUUUCUAAAGGUUCAUCCAUCAAAUUUUAGAGGGUUAACCAACCCUACUGAAGUAGACAAUUGGUUUCAGGCGAUGGAGCAUGCUCUGCAGGCUCAACAUGUUCCGAACAAUCAAUUUGUGGAAUUUACGACGGCUUUCUAUAAGAAAUACUUUCCUGAAUCAGUAAGAGAGGCUAGGGAGUUGGAGCUUAUGCAGUUGAAGCAAGGCUCAUUGUCCAUGGCCGAUUACACUAGUAGGUUUGAAGAAAACUGUAGGUUCUCUAGGGUAUGUCAAGGUGCCUCUGAGUCCUAUGAGAGUUGGAAGUGUAUAAAAUACCAAGGAGGUUUGAGGGAAAACAUCAUUACUACUAUGGCUCCUUUGGAGAUUCGGGUGUUUUUCGAGCUUGUGAACAAGGCAAGGGUCGUAGAGGAUUUUGCAAAGAAGGUGGCACUAGCAAGAGACACUCGAGGAAGAAACAACAACCAUGGGCGUGAAAAGUACUUUCAGCCUAAGGGUUAG
Messenger RNA from Arachis ipaensis, 657 nucleotides. Lineage: Eukaryota; Viridiplantae; Streptophyta; Magnoliopsida; Fabales; Fabaceae. The record is from RefSeq and is a predicted model, not a curated record.